Grammomys surdaster is the source of this 336-nucleotide messenger RNA. Its product is annotated as lymphocyte antigen 6D-like. The transcript has 3 exons. Gene Ontology annotation, molecular function: acetylcholine receptor inhibitor activity. Lineage: Eukaryota; Metazoa; Chordata; Mammalia; Rodentia; Muridae. The record is from RefSeq and is a predicted model, not a curated record. Bases 1 to 336 code for a protein of 111 amino acids.
AUGAGGACUCACCUGCUUUGGUUGUUGCCCCUGAUUCUGCUGGGAUCCUUGGCCCAGGCGCUGCGGUGUCAUGAAUGCAGUGGUAAAGAGAACUGCUACAGGCCUACAUCUUGCCAAAGCAAGAGCCGCUACUGCUUGACCAACUGGUAUACACCGCCAGGCCAGCAAAUGAUUGUGACAAAAACAUGCUCAUAUACCUGCCCUGACAUUCAUCAGACCACAGCCAACUCCAGGGCCUCUUGCUGCAACACAGACCUCUGCAACAGUAGCGGGAGCCUCCAUGUUAGCUGGGGACUGCUGACCCUCAGCAUCUGGUAUACCUAUCUCAGCCGGUAG